ACCUUACGCUUUCGAGACACUUCAUCCCACACAAAUUUUCAACUCUUCUUUUGCCUCCUGCUCUCUCUCGUCAUCAACUCUUCUUCCUCCUUCAAUGGCUCAGAAGGUGGUGUUGAAGGUCAUGACUAUGACUGAUGAUAAGACGAAGCAGAAAGCAAUAGAAGCAGCUGCAGAUAUCUAUGGGGUUGAUUCGAUCGCUGCGGAUAUUAAGGAUCAGAAGCUGACUGUGAUAGGCCAAAUGGACACAGUGGCAGUAGUGAAGAAGCUGAAGAAGGUGGGAAAGAUUGAUAUCCUAUCCGUUGGACCUGCCAAGGAAGAGAAGAAAGAAGAGAAGAAAGAGGAGAAGAAAGAAGAGAAGAAGGAAGAGAAGAAAGAGGAGAAGAAGGAAGAGAAGAAGUAAAAGGACAAUAAUUACAUAUUGUCUGUCGUCUUCUUCAAAUUCUCCCCCCUUUUCAAUUUUCAAGUUUUCUGAUAAUUUCCGUAUGCACAGAAGCCAUGGCUAUCUAUAUGGUAAAAGCAUUGCCGUAGCUUUUUCUUUCUUUCUUUCUUUUUUUUUUCUUUUUUGCUGUGGGUUUAUCUUCAAAAUCUAGGGUCACAGUUUUCUUCUUGUUCGGCAGAAUCAGCAGUGCAAAAACUCAGAUAGUCGACAAUUUUGUGUGGGUUUCAUUUUGCAUUUAAUGUAGUUAUUAGUGGCGUAUGAAAUAAGGAAUAAUUUAUUAUGCAAUUGGCUCUUUUGGCACUGAUAA
Neltuma alba is the source of this 746-nucleotide messenger RNA. RefSeq names its product heavy metal-associated isoprenylated plant protein 39-like. The transcript has 3 exons. Lineage: Eukaryota; Viridiplantae; Streptophyta; Magnoliopsida; Fabales; Fabaceae. The coding region runs from base 95 to 400 and encodes 101 amino acids. The record is from RefSeq and is a predicted model, not a curated record. Gene Ontology annotation, molecular function: metal ion binding.